Messenger RNA from Thalassophryne amazonica, 1557 nucleotides. RefSeq names its product BAF nuclear assembly factor 1 (gene banf1). Gene Ontology annotation, molecular function: DNA binding. The coding region runs from base 165 to 437 and encodes 90 amino acids. The transcript is spliced from 3 exons. Lineage: Eukaryota; Metazoa; Chordata; Actinopteri; Batrachoidiformes; Batrachoididae. The record is from RefSeq and is a predicted model, not a curated record.
CUCGCCAAUAAAACUCAGAGGAAGAUGGUAACCAGUGUCAGUAAUCGAAAUCUAUGAACAUUUGCUCCUUUGAAUUUGCCCGUUGUCGGUGUUUUUUUUAAUUAACAGUCUGAAGAGUCCCUUGAAAGCACAGUGACUGAUCUGUGAUCGCAGACGAAGCAGCCAUGUCAUCAACAUCAAAAAAACAUAGAGACUUUGUGGCUGAGCCAAUGGGUGAAAAGAAUGUGGACGCUCUCGCCGGCAUCGGAGACACUCUUGGCAGCAGACUGACGGAAAAAGGUUUUGACAAGGCGUACGUCGUUCUCGGGCAGUAUCUGGUGCUGAAGAAAGACGAGGAACUUUUCUGCGACUGGCUGAAGGACACUUGCGGUGCAAAUGCCAAACAACAGCGCGACUGCUUCGGCUGUCUUAAAGAAUGGUGUGACGCCUUCCUAUAAAUCUCUCUCACUCACACACACACACACACAGGUUUGUUUUCUACUUUUUUUUUUUUUUUUUUUUUUUUUUUUUUUGGAAGUCAGAAAUGGUGUUUACCUCUUCCGUGAUUGUUCAACUCAGCCCGACUGUAUGUAGGAUCUCGCACUGUCCACACUGACACUUAAUGUUUUUAAAGGAUAUUUAAACCUGUUGGUGUAAAUCCAGUAUGGAAAUCGCAUGCCUUGUUCAUCAGCCAGUGUAUCUAAAUUUGUCAAUGGCAACCUUCUUCCCCUGGCAAAAUGAUGCAGACUGGGCAAUACGCUUCUUUUGAAGAAGCUGAUAGUCUCAGAAUUCCAUUUCUUACAGUUUGCAGAUCUGGUUUCAAAGAAUUAUUUGAGCUGAUUGAACCUGCCUACUUUUCUAGAGAAAGUUGUUCCCGUUCUAAACACUCUUCUCCACAGUUAUUGGAAUAAUGCAUGUGGUUUCUGCUUUAGGUUCAUUUUAUUGCUUGUUCAUUGUAUUUUCAGACACUGGGAAUGUCACCUCAUUAUUUUGACCAUUGCUGGGUUGUUGUGUGACUUGAAGGUUUUAAUCUCAAAGCAUUUUGAUGGAUGUUAAAUCACAAUCCGUCUGUGAAAAGUAACACGUUACCACUAUAAUUCAGAAAAAAAAAUUGUAUGCAGACUCUUCAGUGUGCACCCGUUCAGUUUUAAAGCCUUUGGAAAGUUGUAAUGCUGUAUUUUUGUAUCACAAAAUCAGUCUUUUUUUUUUUUUUUUUCCCCCCAUUUAGCGAUUGAAGUAUUUUCCAUGAGAACAUGUGGAAGUUGCCUAUGCAACAAAAAAUAGUGACUGACUUCUGCCGGGUUAUAUGGUUGUGAUCGUUGCUUUCACUGGAGUAGAUUUUGAGAGAAGUUUUCACUCUUUGACACUUUAUGCUAUAAAAUGGGGAACCAACUGUUUUGGAAUUUGCAUGUGAUUUAUAUUAUUAUUGCUUAUGGAAAUCUGUACAAAUGGGUCUGCUGCAUUAAAUGAUACAUUUUUGUGCAUAUCUGCAGAUUCCAUCUUUUUAAAAAAUGGGUCACAUUACCUGGGACAAGUUCUGAAAUGAUUUGAUUGGUCAGCCAUCAGAAAGUCAUUUAU